Messenger RNA from Loxodonta africana (African savanna elephant), 3310 nucleotides. It is a transcript of the gene BPIFB1, whose product is annotated as BPI fold containing family B member 1. The record is from RefSeq and is a predicted model, not a curated record. The coding region runs from base 862 to 2385 and encodes 507 amino acids. Gene Ontology annotation, cellular component: extracellular exosome. Gene Ontology annotation, biological process: negative regulation of toll-like receptor 4 signaling pathway; innate immune response in mucosa. The transcript is spliced from 14 exons. Gene Ontology annotation, molecular function: lipid binding. Lineage: Eukaryota; Metazoa; Chordata; Mammalia; Proboscidea; Elephantidae.
UGUGGUGCUCAAAGCGGACCAGGGCCAUAGUGGAGGGUAGUCAGGGAAGGUUUCCUAGAAGAGGUCAUAUGUCAGUUGAGAAGCUGAGUUUUGAAGCUGACUCGGCAAAGACAAAGAGAAAGGCACUCCAUGCAAGGGGAACAGAGGAAGCUCCUUCCACCCCUUCGAGUUCUGCCUGAAUUCUCAUUUCCUUCCUGCCACCAAACUUCGGGUCCUGCGCACACACCAGCCCCCAAGGCAACAGUUCUCCAAGUGAGGUCCAGGGUCCCUGCUGGAGAUGGAAAGCUUUACAGAGAUGGCACCUGGGCAGGGUUUUAAAGGAUGAAUAGGGGUUCAAUAGACAGAUAAGGAAGGGGAAGAGCAUUUCAGGAAGCAAGAAGAGCAAGGGAAAAGGCACAGACACAGGAGAGAAGCAGGCAUGUUCUGAGAACUUCAAGCACCUUGGAAAGGCUGGAACUCUCUAGAGCGAGACAGGGGAAAGUGGGAGGUGAGGUUGACUGAGGUUGGAUCAUAGAGGGUUUUAAGUGCCAGGCUGAUGCAGAUCAUGUUUCAUCCUGGCACUUGUGGUCAUUCUCCUGUAUGAAUAUAGCUAACUUUUUCCAAGUGCUUACCAUGUGACAGACACUGUGCUCAAUACUUUCUAGGUAUUAACUCAUUUAUUCAACUCUAUGAAGUAGGUAUUAUGCCCAUCUGUCAGAUGAAAAACUCAGGCACAGAAAGGUUAGUUGCUUGUCUAAGGCCACACAACUAGCAAGCUGCAGAGCCAGGACAUAGACCCAGGCAUUCAGGCUCCAGAGCCCCACACUCUUAAUCACUGCCAUAAAUAACCUCUCCUAGACCCCAUGCUCCAAUUCACCAGGCAUGGUGAGCCUGUCCUUGGCCUCUCUGCCCAACCAACAGGGCCCUCUGUACUCACCCCAGGUUCUGACAUUUGCCACCGGCUGCGUACUGACCCCCCCACCCAGGAAGAUGGCUAGCCCAUGGACCUUCAUCUUCGUCUGUGGUUUGCUGGCAGCCACUUUGGUCCAAGCCACCCUCAGCCCCCCUGCGGUUCUCAGCCUAGGCCCAGAAGUCAUCAAAGAAAAGCUGACACAGGAGCUGAAGAACCAUAAUGCCGUCAGCAUCCUCCAGCAGCUGCCAUUGCUCAGCGCCAUGCGGGAGGAACGGGCUGGGGGCAUCCCUUUUCUGGGCAACGUGGUGAACACCAUCAUGAACAAUAUCAUCUGGCUGAAGGUCACCUCAGCCAACGUCCUCCAGCUACAGGUGCAACCCUCAGGAGAUGGCCAGGAGCUAAUGAUCAAGAUCCCCUUAGACAUGGUGGCUGGACUCAACACGCCCCUGGUCAAAUCCAUCGUGGAGAUACACAUGGAGACUGAGGCCCAAGCCAUCAUCCAACUGGAGAGCAGCGAGGAGGGUCACAACCGCCUCAUCCUCACCAACUGCCUCACCAGCCAAGGCAGCCUGCACAUCAGUCUGCUACGCAAGCUCACCUUCCUGGCCAACUUCUUAACCGACAAGGUCAUGGGCUUCCUAGUGCCCGCCCUGCCCAAAAUGGUGAAAAGUGAGCUGUGUCCCGUGAUCAAGGCAGCCUUCGAAGACAUGUAUGCGGAUCUCCUGCGUCUGGUGAGAGUUCCCGUUUCCCUCACCUUCAACCACCUGGAGUUUGACCUUCUGUCUCUUGCCAUCAACAGUAGUGUCAUCCAGCUGAACCUGAGGGCCAAGUUGUCGGACUCGCAGGGAAAGGUGACCAACUGGUUCAAUGACUCUUUGGUGUCCCUGACGGUGCCCACCCUGGACAGCGCCCCUUUUAGUCUCAUUGUGAGACAGGAUGUGGUGAAUUCUGCGGUGGCUGCCUUGCUCUCCCCGGAAGAACUUGCAGUACUAUUGGACUAUGUGCUUCCCAAGCUGGCCCAUCAGCUGAAGUCAAGCAUCAAGCCGAUCAGUGAAAAGGCUGCAGAUCAGUUGGGGCCCACACAGAUUGUGAAGAUCUUCACCCAGGAUACCCCCGUGCUCCUUCUGAGUAAGGGCAAUGCCAACGUGGCCCAGCGGAUCGUGUUUGAGGUGUUUGCCACCAACGAAGCCCGCUGCCCCUUCUUCACCCUGGGCAUUGAGGCUAGUUCAGAAGCUCAGUUUUACACCGAAGGUGACCGACUUAUGCUCAACUUACAUAACAUCCGUUCUGAUCGGAUCUACCUUAUGAACUCGGGGAUUGGCCUAUUCAACGCUGAUUUUCUGGAAGACAUCAUCACUGAGAUCCUAGAGUCCAUCCUGCUGCCGAACGAGAAUGGCAAAUUAAGACCCGGGAUCCUGAUUUCGAUAGUGAAGGCUCUGGGAUUUGAGGAAGUUGCAUGUUCUCUGACCGAUGUGAGUGGGCCACAGACUUAAAUACACUGCCCUAGGGAGGGCAGUUAACUGCAAGUGCUCAGCUGCUAACAGAAAGAUCAGUGGUUCGAACCCACCCACUGCUCUGCGGGAGAAAGAUGCGGCAGUCUGCUUCCAUAAAGAUGUACAGCCUUGGAAGCCAUAUGGGGGCAGUUUUACUCUCCUUUAGGGUCGCUAUGAGUUGGAAUUGACUGAAGGCAGUGGGUUUUGGUUUAGGGAGGGUACAGUGGCUGGGAGAGUCCUGGGCUGGGUGGUAGGCCUGGGCUCCACUCAUGAGGGACCUUGGACAAGUCCCUUUCCUUCUCCAGGCCUUGCCUCCUUAUCUGUAAUGUGCCCCGAUGGUGCCCUGGGGGGUGGACCAUUCUGGCAGUCUGGCCUGGGGUCAACACACCUCCAGCUUUUUCCAUCCUACUUGUCAUUCUUUCAUUCAUUCAUUCAAUGAAUAAUUUUUGAGGGCAUACUAUGUGCCAGACAUGCUUAAGAGUGCUUGAGGCCACAGAAAUGACAAACAGAAAACAUUCCCUACUGGUGUUACUGUUCACACACUGGACCUACCUCUUCUGACCCCUCCAAGAAUCCUGUGUGAGUGAGUUCAGGGUCAUGACCCCCAAUGCCAGCAGUCACCUUGUCGAGGACAAAGCCAGCAUAAAUCUCAAGUCCGGCAGUAAAGACCCAGUUUGACUUUUCUCCUUCAAUUCCAGGACGCCCUUGUGCUUACCCCGGUCUACUCAUAGAACCCUGGACCACUCUCCUCUCACCCCCUGAAGACUUGGACGGUGGCCUUCCGGGCAGGCUGUCCAGCUGGGAGUGGGGAAGAGGGCAGGCUGUAGGUAAACUCUGUAGAGUGUCCCUCUCUGCAAUAAACAAGCACUUCCCUGUGACUCUUGCCGUGUGAUCUAUUUAUAUCCCAGCACAGGAGUCAUUUCGC